AUGGUGGUCUUAAUUACUACAGAUUGUAUCGAAGAAAUUUUAAAAUUUCUGGCCAAUGAUGUAAAGACAUUACAUUCUUGCUUGUUAGUGAAUAGAUCAUGGUGUCGUCUUACAGUUCCAAUAUUAUGGAGUAAUCCGUGGAAAUAUAAAUUCGAAAUUGGAGAAGAGAAAUUUAAUCAAACGAUGACAAUGAUACUUUUAUCAUUUAUACCUGUGGAUACACGAGAGAUGUUAAGACAGCAAUAUAAGAAUGUGGUAAUUGAUUUUCCUCCAGCUCGAACUCCAUUAUUUGAAUAUACAUCAUAUUGUCAAUAUCUUCCACGAUAUGAGGUACGACAACUUUGGAAUGAAAUAGAAAAUAGAAAUGGAUUAGCUUAUAGAAUUCCAGAUUAUAUUCGAUAUUUUUAUUUAAAACAUAUUUACAAAAUGUUUAUUAAUUCAAGUUCAAAUCUUAAACAUUUGGAACUUCCUCAACAUAUGAGACUUAUAGAUUUUAAGGGAUGUAAAGAUGGUUUAAGUCAACUUCAUGUAUUAGAAUGUAAUGCUAAUCAUGAUAGUUCAUCAUUUUAUGAAAUUGCCGAAAUUAGUAGAAAUUUACAAAAAUUAAUUGUGGAUUGUGAUCAAGAUAAUGAAGGAUUAGCGAAAUUAAUUAAGAAACAACAUGGAUUAGAAUAUCUUGAAAUAGCAUCAUUGGAAGGAAAAAUAUGUUCAAUAAUUGGGGAAGCAUUAAAGAGUCAAGAUUCUACAUUAUCACAUAUACGACUUGGAUUUUUAGGAUGUAUAUCACCAACAUUAUUAUGUUCAUUUGUUAAUUUAAAAACUUUACAAUUUGAUUUAAUUGAUCUUGGAGCUUCGUAUGUUAAAAAUAUAUUAGAAAAUGCCAAUUUUCCAUAUCUUGAAAUACUUGAUGUAUUUGGUAUUAAUUGUGAAGUUCAUAUUAAUUUAUUUACGAGAUUAAUUGAACAAACUCAAAACACACUUCAAAGAUUAUAUUGGAAUGAAGUGACAAAACCAAAUGAUGAUGAUUUAAAACUUUAUCUUGAAGUGAUUUCACAUAAUUGUCCAAAUCUUAAAUUUAUUACAAUUCCAUAUAUGAAUCAAGUUAUUGAUCUUUUUGGUGAAAUGUUAACGUCAUGUAAAAAUUUGGAAGGAAUUAAAUUAGUAAUUUGUGAAGUAGUAGAUGCGGAUUUAAUAUUUCGAACAUUGGGAACGAAGGCAUCCAAGAAUUUAACAUUAAUUAAUUUUUCAGAAGGAUGGUGGUUUACGGAUAUAAAUUUAGAAGGAUUUUUUAAAUUAUGGAAAGAAAGAAAUCCGAUGAUAUUAAUUUGUCCUAAAGAUAAAAUGAACGAUCAAGAAAAUAUUAUUAAAGUUAUUCAAAAACAUUUAAAAAAAGGGAUAAUAAAAAAAUAUAUUGAUAUUGCAUUUGAUAUGAAUCAUAUACGUUGGAUUAGAGAUUCUUGGAGGAUUGGUCCUGUUUAUGAUAGAUAA
Diversispora eburnea is the source of this 1488-nucleotide messenger RNA. NCBI's taxonomy places the organism in Eukaryota, Fungi, Glomeromycota, Glomeromycetes, Diversisporales, Diversisporaceae. The record is from the annotation of a GenBank genome assembly.